This is a messenger RNA of Penicillium angulare, 420 nucleotides long. It is a transcript of the gene rho3, whose product is annotated as Rho family GTPase RHO3. The transcript has 3 exons. The record is from RefSeq and is a predicted model, not a curated record. Gene Ontology annotation, molecular function: GTP binding; GTPase activity. The coding region runs from base 1 to 420 and encodes 139 amino acids. Lineage: Eukaryota; Fungi; Ascomycota; Eurotiomycetes; Eurotiales; Aspergillaceae. Gene Ontology annotation, biological process: small GTPase-mediated signal transduction.
AUGGAACUUUCGCUAUGGGACACAGCCGGACAAGAGGAAUUCGAUCGGUUACGGGCACUUUCCUACGAGGACACCCACGUUCUGAUGCUUUGUUUCAGUGUGGACAGCAGCGACUCAUUCGAGAACGUCGGUUCCAAAUGGAUCUCCGAGAUCAACGAUAAUUGCCCGGGCGUUCGCGUUGUCCUCACGGCACUCAAAUGCGACCUGAGGAAAGACGAGGAAAUGAACGACAACCCUAGCACGAUCUCCUUCGACCAAGGACUAGCGAAAGCGAAAGAGAUUGGCGCAGUUAAAUACUUGGAGUGCUCGGCCGUGCAGAACCGCGGCAUUCGAGAGAGCUUUUAUGAGGCCGCUAAAGUUGCCUUGGAGGUCAAACCUGCAGGAGGUAGUGGCUCCGGCGCCAAGUGUGUCAUUCUCUAA